AUGUCGUUCCGCGACCUCCGCAAUUUUACUGAGAUGAUGAGGGCGCUGGGGUAUCCCCGACUCAUCUCCAUGGAGAAUUUCCACACCCCAAACUUCAUGCUUGUGUCAGAAGUGCUUCUGUGGCUGGUGAAAAGGUAUGAACCUCAGACUGAUAUUCCUGCUGAUGUGGAGACAGAACAAGACCGGGUUUUCUUCAUUAAGGCCGUGGCUCAGUUCAUGGCUACCAAAGCUCACAUCAAGCUGAACACUAAGAAGCUGUACCAGGCAGAUGGGUACGCAGUGAAGGAGCUGCUGAAGGUCACCUCUGUGCUCUACGGGGCCAUGAACACCAAGGGAGUGGAGCGUGCAGACCUCAGAGAGGAGGACUAUGGCAAGUUCAAGUUGGAUCUGGGCUCAAAAAUUGCUGACCUGAAGGCAGCCAGACAGCUGGCUUCUGAAAUCACCUCCAAAGGGGCAGUUCUCUAUGACUUACUGGGCAAAGAAGUGGAACUCAGGGAAGCAAGAACAGAAUCUAUUGCCAGACCUUUGGAGAUAAAUGAGGCUGAGAAGGUGAUGAAAAUUGCCAUUGACAGUGUUCUGGAACAAGUCCAAAAGACUAAAGACAUGUUGAAUAACGUGGCUUUGGAUGAAGCCAAUCUGGAAGCCAAGAUUGAAAAGCGAAAAUUGGAACUGGAAAGGAGCCAGAAGAGGCUGCAGACUCUACAGAGUGUCCGUCCUGCUUUUAUGGAUGAGUACGAGAAGAUUGAGGAGCAGCUGCAGAAACAGUACAGCAGUUACCUGGAGAAAUUCCGCAAUCUGGCCUACAUGGAGCAGCUCCUGGAUGAUCAUCGACGGGCAGAGCAAGAGCUGUUUGAGGAAGCAGCAAACAUGUUACGACUUACACAGAACAGGCUGAAGGAAGAGGAGCAACACCUGCUGAAGAGUGAAGGUAACGACGAUUCUGACAUCGACAUUCGGGAGGAUGAAGGGUCUGACAGUGACCUGGAGGGGCAGCUCAUGAAGCAGCACCCCAGCACAGAAGCUCUGCUGCAAGGAAGGGCCGGCACACGGGUGGUGGGAACAAUGCAAGGUGAAGACACGGAGGAAGAUGUGAGUAACCAUCCCACGUGUCUGUGGAGCUCCUCUGACAGUGCUUUACAAUGCCAGCCCUCUCCUCAGCCAGAGAAACACCUUUUAUUUACUGAAUUGUCAUGCCCCAGGCCUGCUUUGCCCCUCCUUUCCUGUAACUGCGCUCUCUCAUCAGCACAGACACAGAUUUCCCUCUUUUUCCUUUGCCCUUGGAGCCUGUGCAUUCCCCUUGUCCUGCAGUGCACAGCUAGUGGCACACAGGCUGCAGGAAUGCUGUUUGGUGAGCUGUGGGGGCAGAUUGCUGGGAAGAGGGAUCAGUUAGGUAGGUGGACAUAAAUCCCCUUUUGUUGCUCUAAA
Empidonax traillii (willow flycatcher) is the source of this 1425-nucleotide messenger RNA. Its product is annotated as clusterin-associated protein 1-like. Gene Ontology annotation, biological process: cilium assembly. The transcript has 11 exons. The coding region runs from base 1 to 1404 and encodes 467 amino acids. Lineage: Eukaryota; Metazoa; Chordata; Aves; Passeriformes; Tyrannidae. The record is from RefSeq and is a predicted model, not a curated record. Gene Ontology annotation, cellular component: intraciliary transport particle B; centrosome; cilium.